AUGGUAAAAGUCUUAGUCCACAGCCAGUGCAUCAACCAGAUCCUGGAGAGUGUCCACCACAUCCACCAGCAUGACAUUGUGCACAGGGACCUCAAGCCAGAGAACCUGUUGCUGGCCAGCAAGCUAAAGGGAGCGGCGGUGAAGCUGGCCGACUUUGGCCUGGCCAUCGAGGUGCAGGGAGAACAGCAGGCAUGGUUCGGCUUUGCGGGCACACCUGGCUACCUGUCCCCAGAGGUUCUGAGGAAGGAUCCAUACGGCAAGCCUGUGGACAUCUGGGCCUGUGGCGUGAUCCUGUACAUCCUCCUGGUGGGCUACCCUCCCUUCUGGGAUGAGGACCAGCACAAGCUCUAUCAGCAGAUCAAGGCCGGGGCCUACGACUUCCCCUCUCCAGAGUGGGACACCGUCACCCCCGAGGCUAAGAACCUGAUCAACCAGAUGCUGACCAUCAACCCAGCCAAGAGGAUCACUGCUGACCAGGCCCUCAAACACCCAUGGGUCUGCCAACGCUCCACCGUGGCCUCCAUGAUGCAUCGCCAAGAGACCGUGGAGUGCCUGCGCAAGUUCAACGCCCGGAGGAAACUCAAAGGAGCUAUCCUUACUACCAUGCUGGUGUCCAGAAACUUCUCAGUUGGCCGACAGCACACCAGCCCUGCAGCCACCACCAGCACGGCUGCUAUGGCGCAGGAAGCAUGCAAAAGUUUACUCAACAAAAAGUCAGAUGGCGUCAAGCCGCUGACAAACAACAAUAAAAACAGUGUAGUAAGCAGUACCAGCAGCACCAAAGACAGCAGCAUAUCAUCUUCAGCACCAAUGGAACCACAGACCACUGUCGUGCACAACCCAGCUGACGGCACCAAGGGCUCCACGGAGAGCUGCAACACCACAGAAGAGGAGGAUAUGAAAGGUAGGAAAGUGUCCGCGUGCGGGGCUAGCGCCGACAGCGCAGUGGUCAGCCAGUGCAGUGCCAGUGAGGAGCAGAGCCAGCAGAGCCAGGCCCCUCACUGCCUACCCGCCUCUGCCCCCCUGCACGAAGAUGCUCAAAACACCAAAUCAGCUCAGAGCGCCUGUCCUGACUUAGAGCGUGGGCUGCCUCCACCAGGGGGCAGCGGCGUGCUGCUCACUCGCAAGCAGGAGAUCAUCAAGAUUACCGAGCAGCUGAUUGAAGCGAUUAACAAUGGGGACUUUGAGGCUUACACGAGAAUCUGUGACCCUGGACUGACCUCGUUUGAACCGGAGGCUCUUGGGAACCUGGUGGAGGGCAUGGACUUCCACAAAUUCUACUUUGAUAAUUUGUUGAGUAAGAACAGUAAGCCGGUGCACACCACCAUCCUCAACCCGCACGUCCACCUGAUCGGCGAGGACGCCGCCUGCAUCGCCUACAUCCGCCUGACGCAGUACAUGGACAGCCAGGGCCAUCCGCGCUCCUGCCAGUCGGAGGAGACGCGUGUGUGGCACCGCCGCGACGCCAAGUGGCUCAACGUGCACUUCCACUGCUCGGGAGCGCCCGCCGCGCCCCUCCAGUGAACCUUGACCAGGCCCCAGCUUUGACCUGAAUUCUGAAGCUGUUUGGAGCAUUUUCUCUCCGUGGUCGGAUUGGCGCCAAGGAGCCCAGCCGGUUAAGACCGCUUGAAGUUUGAAAAAAAAAACACAAGGGGGGGAAAAAAGAUAUAUAUACGUAACAAACUAGAAUAUUUAAACCGCCAACCGCUUGUCUGACCGAUCGACAACACCGACCACCACCAACCCCAUCCAAACCUUGUCGCUGAGGGCUUGCCGAGGCUGCAGCCCCGCCCUCUGGGCGGUGCAUGCUUCUGAUGCCCACACGGGGCACUGGCUUCUUCUUUUCUUUCAUGGAUCCAUCUUCUUUUUUUUUUUUCAUGCCCGUUGUUUGGAAAGGUGUUUGAAGUAUUAACAAAUGUACAAGAAAUAUUUCAAUUUUCGGUAAAAAAAAAAAGAAUAACAAAAAAAACUAAGCCUUCACACGAGUAAUUUAUUGACAAAAAUCUUUCUUUUUUAUCUUUUUUUUUUUCUCCCAGAACGGAAGAGCACACUCCUCAUUUUAGUGGCAAUGUGUUUUUUGCUUUGUCAAUUUCACGGUUAACAUGUAUAUCUAUUUUGAUGCUUUGAAAUGGUAAUAGGGAAAAUGAGGACAUAAACUAAAUUACAGCAUAUUACUUAAUAUCUGAAUUAAAAGCACCAAAGUGUAGACUUUAGAAAUCUUUUGCAUUUAAAGACAUUGUUUUAAUGUAGAAGUGAGCUUUUUGGGGAAGUUAGGGUGGGCUUACGUUUUUUAGUAUUCCAAUGUGUUAAUGUGGAUCUUCAUUUUUAUCUUCUGAAUGAUGCUGUAUUUGAAAGUAUUUUGUGUUCAAAGAGAAUCAUUUUUACAAAUGGGACUUUAUUUAACGUAGUUAUGAAAUACAUCAAUAUUUAUAAGGAGAAGGGGAACAACUCUUUCCUUUCAGGGUUUGGAGAAGGGGAGGUGUGUGUGUGGAUGUGUGUGUGUGUGUGUGUGGAUGUAUAGAUGUCCCUUUUAUCCUUGUAACUCCCUUUGCGACUCCUAGCUUUGUUUGUGCGUUGGGGUCCUGCGUGUGAAUCCAUCCACACACACACAUGGACAUGUCCACACAUGUGCUGUGCCCUUUGGGUCUGUAUGCCAGCCUGCUCUUCAGCCACAACCUCCUGACCAGCACAACCUGAAGUUGCAGAACACUCCCAGUUAAAUGCUAUCUGCCUCUUGGCCACUAGAGGGCGCAUUUAGACAUUUUCGUUUCUGGCCCAGCACUCUCCCACACCGAGGCCUCAAACACAAACCCUGAAAGGGCACACGACACCUCUCCCACCUGUAAGGGUUUCUACUCUGAUUUAAGCAUGUUUAAUUAAUACAAGGAUGACAACAACAACAAAAUCAUGAAUUUAAAAUGGCCUGUACUGUUUUGCACAUGAACUUGAGACUCAAUACUGUUGUGUUCACUUUUCCUGAGUGGACGUUUCUGCAACUUCAGGUUAAGCUAGCCCACUCCCCGGGGGACGUGUUUCUAUGACGAUCCCUGGUAAACCACUCCCCCAUCCCGUUGUCUGUCUCACUCGCGCCACUCUGUUGAAGAUGAUGUCACUGUUUUGCCUGUCUCUUGUUCUGGUCCUGUUCUUGAACACUGUAUAUUGUCUGUCUUGGCUUGCCGUACCUCUGUAAAAUUCACGGGCACGGAAUAGCAUGUUAAAAGGGAGAAAGCAGUGAAAGUCUGGGAUUGGUUCGUGGCCAACUACCAGUGACCGCAUGAUUUUUGAUGGCCGGUGAUUGGACGAGACAGAAUAUUUGGAUGGGCGGCGGACUUAGAAGCUGGUGUUUUGGGAGCCAUGCUGAAGGCAAUCAAUGGAUUGGUCCAUUUUGUAAUGGUUUGUAAUGGUUUGUAGUUAAUUGUACUAGCUGUUAGUGGUCUUAGUGUUUGCUUCUGGAUAACCUCAGUUCUUUGUUUCCACAAAUUGAAACUGUAAAUAUGGGGGGGGCACUAUCGAGUCUGGGGGUGGGGCCAAGGCUUCUGGCCAAUCGCAUCUAAUCGCCUCCUCUCUCUCCGUCCCCCGACCCCAUCACACAUGCAUAAACCAUCCCAAUAAAAAGUCAUCAAUAAACAAUCAGUAAAAAGUAGACUCCACCGCACGCACACAGAAACUCACGUGCACAGGAUGCUGUCAGUGCACAACUAUUUGAAAAAAAGGCACCCGCAUCAAGCACACAUGAACCAGUUUCCCUUUAAAACAUAUCGUUCAAACAUAUUGUGUCGAUGGUUUGCCAUUGGAAAGCUGUUUGUCACUGUGCAGUAGAACUGUGUGUGUGUAUGUGUCGGUGUGUGUGUUUGACUUUGUACCAUCAAGAGUGAAGCCUGCUUCAAACCUGUGAGCAGCUCCCAUGGUAACGUGCACUCCAUCAGUCCUGUCAGAGGACGGGCGUUCAAA
Messenger RNA from Hypomesus transpacificus, 3951 nucleotides. It is a transcript of the gene camk2g2, whose product is annotated as calcium/calmodulin-dependent protein kinase (CaM kinase) II gamma 2. Gene Ontology annotation, cellular component: cytoplasm; neuron projection. Gene Ontology annotation, molecular function: calmodulin binding; ATP binding; calcium/calmodulin-dependent protein kinase activity. The record is from RefSeq and is a predicted model, not a curated record. Lineage: Eukaryota; Metazoa; Chordata; Actinopteri; Osmeriformes; Osmeridae. Gene Ontology annotation, biological process: protein phosphorylation.